Molecule: messenger RNA, 1995 nt
Organism: Pogoniulus pusillus (Red-fronted tinkerbird)
Lineage: Eukaryota; Metazoa; Chordata; Aves; Piciformes; Lybiidae
Product: mucin-4-like
Exons: 12
Coding region: 371-1324 (317 amino acids)
Biological process (GO): cell-matrix adhesion; regulation of signaling receptor activity
Molecular function (GO): ErbB-2 class receptor binding
Source: RefSeq, a predicted model, not a curated record
GCCUCCUGCUCCCCAGAGAGACACGGCUGCAGCGGGGACAUCUGCCAGCCCUGGGCUUCCCGCUCCGCUCCUGCCACCUCCACCAAGAGAGCCAGUGGCCGCCCCGACCCCGCUGCCCAGCCCCACAGCUGCAGCUGUGCCCCUCUAUGGGUAUGGAGCGAGGGAAAACGAUCGAGAGUACGUGGAGAGGAGGGUGGAUUUUAACUCUCCACUUUUCAAGCCUGAGACUGGAUUCCCAUUUGGGAAAACCCUGCGCGACUCUCUCUACUUUACAGACAAUGGACAAAUCAUUUUCCCAGCCUCAGACAGCAACAUCUUCACAUACCCCAGUCCUCCUCCCAGUGGCUUCAAUGGCUACGAGGAGGUUCCUAUGAUUGCUGUGUUUUGGGACAAUGCUGACUUCUCCAGAGGCGUUGGCACAACGUUUUACCAGGAGUUCCUCACCCUUAACACAGCCAAGCCUCCGUUCAUCCGGGAUGUGGAAGAGAAGAUUCGGCGCUACCUGAGGUCUUCCUACUCUGCAGUCUGGACCCUGAAGAUCACCUGGGAGAAAGCUCCUGCCUACACAGCACGGACAGACACCCGGAGGACGAUCACAUACCAGGCCAUCCUGACCACUGAUGGCUUCAGGUCCUACGUCUUGAUGCUCUACAAGGAUGGAGGCAUGCAAUGGGAUUACACCAAGCUUGCUGCCAACAAUGUGCUCGUCGGCUACACCAGUGGGGAUGGCUUUUACCGCAACGAUGACCUGAGUAAGAGACCUCCAGCAGUCAAAUAUCGCCCUGACCAGUUCAGGGGCUACAACACAGACCUCCGUGGGCUGUGGAUCUAUAAGCUGGAGAGCCGCCCGGGUUUCAACUACCGGCUGAAGUGCCUGGCAUGGACAGGGCGGCAGCAGGAGCCACAGACGUGGAACCAGGGCCUGCCUGCCUGCCCCUGCUCCCUGCAACAAGGGCAGCAGGACCCACGCUUCAAGAGCAGCCGCAGAGGCUGGUGGGCUGCCCGUGUCUCCAUGCUGCAUUCAGCCGCCCCCAACCAGCACGGUGCCAGUGUCCGCUGCCUGUAUGACAGCCAGGGCCAGCUCAUCGAGGGCCGGCAGGAGAGGUACUGGAAGUCCUCCAGGCUAGCAUCCCCUUACCGUGACCAGGAGCUGAAAUUGUAUGACUGGUGCUGUAACCAGGCAGGCAGUGCCCACCUCUGUGCCCGCUACAGUGAGAAGAGACCCAAGAUUGGCUGUGAUGGAUACCAGUCACCUGGCGAAGCAGAUUCCUCAGAGGAGGAGGACAUUGAAUCAGAGGAGCAGAUUGAUGGAGAGGACGAGUAACUGGGAGGUCACACACCUGCGGCAUGGUCUGCGUCACAGCUAAUCCUUUGAGAUCUUUGCUCCUGCUCAUCCUCUGUCCCCUGCACCCCCCAGCACCUAUUAGCCUUGCCCACCACACAGGGCAGCUCGUUCAGCCCCUGCAGCCGGCUUCACUGGCACCAGUUCAUGUCUCUAACCCAGACUUGUCCCAAGGAGACAGGUGCUUUAGUUGCCCUUCCCCAGCUGCAGCUGAGCAGCUGCCUGUGGGCCCUUCCUCGCUGCUGGGUUCCCCCACUGCGUCCCUCACCCCUGCCCUCCCUGCAUCCUGCUGUGCCGCUCACACUGCCUCGUGAAGCUCCCUAGCACCCGGGGAAUAGGCUUUCACAUCUCGUGUGGGUCAGCUGUGGCUGAGCCCCUGAGUGCUGUGGUGGACAUCCUGUUUUGUCUCUCCACACAUCCCUCCCUGAGUGCUCCCCAGGCCCUUUACCCAGGAAGAGGGGGCGACUCUCUGCAUCAAGCCAGAGUCUGCUUGGUGCCUCCGCUGGGUGUGUGAGGCCAAACUUCAACUCCCAUAUCAGAAACUUUAGAAGAAAAAGAAUGUUUUUUGUUCACAAGAGAGCAGCUGCCUUUCCUCAAAAAACCUUCAUCACAUCUUGUGUGUUCAAUAAAGCCUCUGAGGGGUCUGAGCAUCA